Miscanthus lutarioriparius is the source of this 936-nucleotide messenger RNA. Lineage: Eukaryota; Viridiplantae; Streptophyta; Magnoliopsida; Poales; Poaceae. The record is from the annotation of a GenBank genome assembly.
AUGGUGACGGCGUGGGUGCGCUCGCUCAGCUGCAGGUCCUCCUACGCCGUCACCGACGCCGCCAUCGCGCCGCCCCCGGCCAAGAAGCCGCCGCCACCUCUGCCCUUCUCCUGCGCCACGGCGGCGGCAGCGGACGUGAUGGACGCCGUGGCGUACGCCCAGCAGGCCAGGAGGAAGAAGAUGGGGAGGGAGCGGGAGAGGCGGAGGGAAGCGCGGGAGCCGCGUCCGCGGCCCAAGAAGAAGCCCAAGCCGAUGGCGAAGGCGAAGGACGCGGCCGCCGCAGGGGCGCUGUUCAUGCCGUCGCCGGCGCCGGCGCAGCCCGUGACCUCGGCGUUCCUCACGAUGGCGGAGCUGCCACAGGGCCACUCGUCGCGGCGGGUCGUGGAGCUCAUCUUCGCGUCCGGGUGGGGAGGAGGAGGAGGAGGCGCAGGCGCAGGCGCGGGCGCGGUGGCGCCGGAGCCGUCGGUGGAGGCGCUGUUCCGCGUGCACAGCGCGUCGCGCGCGGUGGCGCGGUUCGAGGAGGCCAGGGCGGCGGCCCGCGCGCACGGCGCCGCGGCGCGGUGCGGCGCCGACGGCAACGAGAUGAUGCGGUUCCAGUGCCACGCCCCCGCCGACGCGCCCGGCGGGGUGUUCGGCGCGGGCGUCGCCACCUGCCGCCUCGGCGCCUCUGUCUCCGCCGUGCGCACGUUCGCCUGCAGCGGCGCCGCGCACGCCAGCGCCGCCGCCGACGGCGGCGCUGCCACCACUGGGCGAAGGGCGAUGCUGGUGUGCCGCGUCAUCGCCGGCCGCGUCUGCCCCGCCAACCACCCGUCCCCGCGCCACGCCCACGGCUCCGCCGCGACCGCCUACGACUCCGUGGACAUGGGCAACGGCGAGCUGGUGGUCCUCGACAGCCGCGCCGUGCUCCCCUGCUUCCUCAUCAUCUACAAGGUCUAG